Messenger RNA from Asterias rubens (European starfish), 1875 nucleotides. RefSeq lists its product as uncharacterized. The record is from RefSeq and is a predicted model, not a curated record. The transcript is spliced from 8 exons. Bases 118 to 1875 code for a protein of 585 amino acids. Gene Ontology annotation, cellular component: centriole; ciliary basal body. Gene Ontology annotation, biological process: smoothened signaling pathway. NCBI's taxonomy places the organism in Eukaryota, Metazoa, Echinodermata, Asteroidea, Forcipulatida, Asteriidae.
UCCGUCAAUUUUUUGAAAAUUACAUUGACGACAAGAUUAAUGAAAUUGGACUUGCCGCUUUCCGACUAUUCGCCGUUUCCCAGGAGCUCUACAGCAGGUAGAGGCUAACUCGACAACAUGAUAGCUACACCGGUGCCAUCAGCUCCCCCAGGCAAUAACAGUGAUAGCAAAACACUCAAUGUGAGUAGCAAUACAUCAGGCAGUUCAGCGGGUAGUUCAGUUCUCAUCCGAUCAACCAAACCUCCGAUCAAAACGGACUCAUCCCUCUCAAGUCGUUCAGCAGAGAGAAGGUUGUCAUCAUCAAGUUUUUCCAGUACAAACUCACAGCGAGUGAGCAUCAAGGCUAAAUUUCUCAAAGAAGUGAAAUCUCCAUUUGAGGUAGACGGUCAGACAGAGCAAAUCAACAAUGAGUACAUACCACCAGCCCUGCCUGGCAACCUGCCAGCGGAUUAUGAACAAAGGAGAGAUAUCGCAGACACUAUAAAUCGCAAUCAGAGUGAACCUAACGUCUUGGGUCUUGACAACAACGAAGAGAACCAUCUGCCUGGAAAAGGAAGGAUCUCAACUGGUGAUGGCGCUACGUAUAAGAGCAUUAGAGUUGAACAGGUUGAAUCAACUGGGGAGAAAGUUGCAUUCCGUACAAACUCUAAGCCACCAUCGUCAUCAUCAUUGCUGAAGCAAGGUGCACCCACUUCAAGCCAUUCCAUCUUAUCCCAUCCUUCCGGUCCAAGCAACGACGUAAGAAUCACACAAUUUGCUCUUGGAGGGAAACAGAAAGUCUUGAAAGACCAGCUCCUGAAGAGACAGGAGCAGACUGCACCAGUCAAGAGAUACAUCCGGCCUACCAUGGUAGGCAGUGAUCAGCGGGUAUCCUCAUUGAUACACAGUCAUCCUGAAGGCAAUAUGGCGACUGAAAUCAAAGAUCCUACAACGGUGGCUGCAGUGACAGCUGCUGCAGUAGCUGCUACAGUCCCAAUUGUAAAGGCUCAGACUGACCUAGAAACCAAAAUGGACACAAUGAUGGAGAAGCUGGUUCUUCUCCAGGAGUUGACCAACAGAGGGCAGCAACACACCGCUGCGGAGCAACACACUGCCGCAGUGACAAACUCAAAUCAAGGUGGUGAACUGCAGAAGACACUGGAUGAGGUCAUGAACAAGAGACUGCAGCACCUGGAGAAGAUACAAGACAGGCAGAUGGAAUGGCAGGAGAAACUUAUGUCUGCAGCUUAUCAACCAAGACGGGAAAGUCAUUCUGCUACCUCUUCACACUCUCAUCAUACCAUGAAAUCUCAGCUUGAUUCAAACCACAUUGGGCCAGAAGAUAAGCAGCCUUUGAAGCAAGAGGAAAGUCGCAGGACCCAUCCAGGUUUAUCGGGGCAUGCAGCAUCCGCUGCAAGACCAGAGGGUAAGCAAGCUUUCAAAGAUCAGCAGAGAGGCUUCUCACAUGAAACCCUGGAGAAGAAUGCCGAAAGGCACAAGCGCUACACUCCAGCAGUCACUCUACACAGUAAUCCUGCACAGCAGUCUGCCAGAAAGGCUCCAAAUGAAGGACUAUUUUCAAGUGAUAAUGACACACCAUUAGAUAAGACUGCCCAUCAGCCGUCGCCACUAGACACACCUGCCCCUAGAAGGCAUGCUCCACGACCUCUGACACAGAAUGGACCUCCUAAAAUAUCUCAUGCUGGAAGAGGAUUACUUGAAGAGAUUCUCACAAGCCAUGAUGAAGAAGAGCGAAGGCUGGCCACUAGAGGACGCCAGAUACCCACACCAUCCUCCCGUCCAAAAACCUCACAGGGCUCUGGGACAAGAUGCAAGACCCUUGUAGUAUCCAAUGCACAACAAAAGUACUACUGUCAACUACUGUCAACAAGUUGA